This is a messenger RNA of Pistacia vera, 1587 nucleotides long. Its product is annotated as cytochrome P450 81Q32-like. The coding region runs from base 67 to 1587 and encodes 506 amino acids. The record is from RefSeq and is a predicted model, not a curated record. The transcript has 2 exons. Gene Ontology annotation, molecular function: iron ion binding; monooxygenase activity; oxidoreductase activity, acting on paired donors, with incorporation or reduction of molecular oxygen. Lineage: Eukaryota; Viridiplantae; Streptophyta; Magnoliopsida; Sapindales; Anacardiaceae.
UCAUCAGUCACCACAAUCCACAUUAUUGAAAAAAUCAUUACAAAGCCGAAUCCUAGCAAGGCAAAAAUGGAAGACACAACCAUCCUCUACUCAUCUCUUUCUCUUCUCUUCAUGAUUCUCGCUUUAAAGCUGUUGUUUCAAUCAAGAAAAAGCCGCAAAAAUCUUCCCCCUAGCCCACCUUCAUUACCGAUUCUUGGGCACUUUCACCUCAUAAAACCCCCUUUUCAUCUUGCUUUGCACAAGCUAUCGCAAAAAUAUGGUCCUAUCAUGUCCCUUCGAUUCGGCUCCCGCCCUAUGAUAAUUGUAUCCUCAUUAUCAGCAGCGGAGGAAUGCUUUACGAAGAACGACAUCGUUUUUGCCAACCGCCCAAAGUUACUCAUGGGCAAGCACCUUGGCUAUAACUACACCACUCUCGUGCAAUCCCCCUAUGGUGAUCACUGGCGCAACCUCCGUCGCAUAGCUGCCAUUGAAGUAUUCUCAUCAAAUCGUCUUAACAUGUUUUUAUCCAUUAGAAGGGAAGAAAUCAAAUGGCUGCUGAAAAAUCUGUCUUGCGGGUCUCGCGAAGAGUUUUCAAAGGUGCAGCUUAAAACAAUGUUUUCAGAGUUAACGUUUAAUAUUAUGAUGAGAAUGGUCGCAGGGAAGCGGUACUACGGUGAUGAAGUGGAGGAUGAAGAAGAGGCAAGGAGGUUUAGGAAAAUUGUGAAGGAGGCUACAACAUAUGGUGGGGUGUCGAAUCCAGGAGAUUUCUUGCCUAUCUUGAAUUGGAUUGACGGUGGUGAUCUUCAGAAGACAGUUUUAAGGCUAAGUAAAAACAUUGACGGGUUUUUGCAAGGUUUAAUUGAUGAGCAUAGAUGUAAGAAGAGUAAUUUAGAGAGCAUGAAUACAAUGAUUGAUCAUCUGCUUACAUUGCAAGAAUCACAGCCAGAGUAUUACACUGAUCAAAUCAUCAAAGGGCUUAUACUGGUAAUGUUAUUAGCCGGAACAGAUACAUCAGCAUUUACAUUAGAAUGGGCUGUCUCCAAUUUGGUGAAUCACCCGGAAACAUUGAAAAAGGCAAGAACGGAAUUAGACAAUCAAAUUGGCCAGGAUCGUUUGAUGGAUGAACCUGAUUUAUCUAAACUGCAAUAUGUUCAAAGUAUUGUAUCAGAGACCCUUCGAUUCUACCCGGCAGCCCCACUUCUGGUUCCUCAUUCGUCAUCCAGUGACUGUACCAUAGGGGGAUACGAUGUGGCACGAGAAACAAUUUUAUUGGUCAAUGCAUGGGCCAUUCAUAGAGAUCCCAAGCUGUGGGAUGACCCAAACAAUUUCAAGCCCGAGAGGUUUUACAAUGAAGAAGGUCAGGCCCACAAGCUAAUAAUGCCAUUUGGACUAGGAAGGCGGGCGUGUCCUGGAGCAGGCCUGGCUCAGCGUGUUGUGGGAUUGGCUUUGGGGUCGUUGAUUCAGUGUUUCGAGUGGGAAAGGAUUAAUGAGGAAAUGGUUGAUAUGUCUGAAGAAGGAAGAGGUAUCACCAUGCCCAAAGCCAAAGCAUUGGAGGUUAUGUGUAGAGCUCGUCCCAUCGUAAAUAAUGUUCUCUUUGGCUCUGACUAA